Molecule: messenger RNA, 1620 nt
Organism: Prunus armeniaca (apricot)
Lineage: Eukaryota; Viridiplantae; Streptophyta; Magnoliopsida; Rosales; Rosaceae
Source: the annotation of a GenBank genome assembly
AUGGCCUCCUUCCUCUUCCUCCCUUUCCUCUCCCUCACUCUCUUCCUCUCUCUCUCCUCCGCCGCCCGCAAUCUUCAACCCCGCAUGCACGUCACAGCCCCUAUCCCUCUGAUCCAGCAAGUCUGCAAAGCCACGCGAUUUCCCGACACUUGUCAGGCCUCCUUAGCCGGGCUCGUCACUGACCCAAACACCACCCCAAUCCAAGCCAUCCAAUCCUCUAUCAAGGUCUCCACCGAUGGCCUCCACACGGCGCAGAAGAUGGUGAAGGCUAUUCUAGACUCGUCCGCAGGCAACCAAAACCGCACCACCGCCGCUAACAAUUGCCUCGACGACCUCGUGAACUCCCAGUACCGCAUUUCGCUAGCCACCGACAACCUGUCACGUGGAAGCAUUAAAAACACACGUGCCUCGAUGAGUGCCGCGCUGCUCUACCAAUACGGCUGCUGGUCGGGUCUCAAGUACGCCAACGACACCCAGAUGAUCAACGAGACGAUGUCGUUUCUCGACUCGCUGGUGGGAAAGUCCAGCAACGCCCUCAGCAUGAUGUUCUCGUACUACAACUUCGGAAACGACACCAAGUUGUGGGCCCCGCCCAAGACAGAGCGCGACGGGUUCUGGGAGCGGGUCGAGGGCAGAGGGUCCGGCCAGGAGGUUCGGGGAGGAGUGCCAUCGAAUUUAACAGCGGACGUGACAGUGUGCAAGGAGAAGACGAAGAAAUGCUACAGGACGGUGCAGAGGGCGGUGAACGCCGCACCGGAUAAUGCGGGAGAGAAGAAGUUCGUGAUUCGCAUAAAGGCUGGGGUGUACAACGAGAUCGUGAGGGUGCCCUUAAAGAAGCGGAACGUGGUGUUUUUGGGUGACGGGAUUGGCAAAACGGUAAUUACCGGGUCGUUGAAUGUGGGCAUGCCAGGAAUCUCCACGUACAAUUCUGCCACUGUCGGUGUUCUUGGAGAUGGGUUCAUGGCCAGUGGUCUCACAAUCCAGAACACAGCAGGCCCUGAUGUCCACCAAGCAGUAGCCUUCAGAUCAGACAGUGAUCUCUCUGUGAUUGAGAACUGUGAAAUCUUAGGCAACCAGGACACUCUCUACGCACACGGCAACCGCCAGUUCUACAAGUCAUGCAACAUCCAAGGCAACGUUGAUUUCAUCUUCGGAAACUCAGCUGCGGUUUUCCAAGACUGCAACAUCCUCAUCCGCCCUCGACAACUAAACCCCGAGAACGGAGAAAGUAGCACCGUCACAGCUCACGGCAGAACAGACCCUGCACAAUCAACUGGUUUCGUAUUUCAGAACUGCUUGAUCAACGGCACAGAAGAGUUCCUGAAGCUGUAUCAAAACAACCCCGAAGUGCACAAGAGCUACUUGGGGAGGCCAUGGAAGGAGUAUUCAAGGACAGUUUUUAUAAACUGUACCAUGGAAGCUCUUCUUUCCCCAGAUGGGUGGAUGACUUGGAGUGAGGAUUUUGCUUUGAGCACCCUUUUCUAUGGGGAGUUUGGUAAUUCUGGAGCUGGUUCUGAUUUUUCCAAGAGAGUGCCCUUUAGUAGCAAGAUCCCAUCUGAGCAUGUUAAUGCAUAUUCUGUGCAGAAUUUUAUUCAGGGAAAUGAGUGGAUUUCAACAUGA